Messenger RNA from Mesitornis unicolor (brown roatelo), 1761 nucleotides. It is a transcript of the gene SERPIND1, whose product is annotated as serpin peptidase inhibitor, clade D (heparin cofactor), member 1. The record is from RefSeq and is a predicted model, not a curated record. Lineage: Eukaryota; Metazoa; Chordata; Aves; Mesitornithiformes; Mesitornithidae. The transcript has 4 exons. Gene Ontology annotation, molecular function: serine-type endopeptidase inhibitor activity. Gene Ontology annotation, biological process: blood coagulation; negative regulation of endopeptidase activity. Bases 2 to 1462 code for a protein of 486 amino acids.
AAUGAAGCUCCUGUUUCAUUUGCUUUCCCUUGCUCUCAUCAUAACCUCUGCAUUUUGUGGAGUCAAGGACUUCAUUGAACAUUUUGAAAGCCUUAAAGGUGCACAGCCACAUGAAAAUGGGACUUACGAUAUGCCAAACUUACCACCAGAGUUUCACAGAGAAAACACUAUCACUAAUGACUUGAUUCCUGAAGAGGAGGAGGAAGAAGACUACCUAGAUCUCGACAAGAUACUGGGUGAAGAUGACUACAGUGACAUUAUUGAUGCUGGCCCAUACAUGGUUUCUGAAAUUCGGCAAGGAAAUAUUCUUGAAUUAUUCCAAGGCAAAACCAGAAUUCAGCGCCUCAAUAUCCUCAAUGCAAACUUUGGUUUCAACCUUUACCGCAGCGUGGCAGACAAAGCCAACUCUUCAGACAAUAUUCUCAUGGCUCCUGUUGGCAUUUCCACCGCAAUGGCUAUGAUUUCUCUGGGUCUGAAGGGUUUGCAGGAAGUAUUAUCUGCUCUUGGCUUUCAAGACUUCAUUAACGCCAGCACCAAAUACGAGCUCAUGACCGUUCAUAAUCUCUUCCGCAAACUCACGCAUCGGCUCUUCAGGCGCAAUUUUGGUUACACGCUGAGGUCUGUCAAUGACCUUUAUAUUCACAAGGACUUCUCUAUUCUGAACGAUUUCAGAAACAAUAUGAAAACAUAUUACUUUGCUGAUGCCCAACCAGCCGAUUUUUCAGAUCCUAACUUCAUAACUAAAACCAAUGAGCGCAUCUUGAAGCUGACCAAAGGGUUAAUAAAGGAAGCUCUUGUGAAUGUGAACCCUAUAACCCUGAUGAUGAUUCUUAACUGCCUUUACUUUAAAGGAACUUGGGAGAAUAAGUUUCCAGUGGAAAUGACCACAAAGAGAAGCUUCCGACUGAACGAGAAGCAAACAAUAAAGGUUCCUAUGAUGCAGACCAAAGCGAACUUCCUCGCUGCUGCAGACCCCGAGCUGGACUGUGGCGUGAUCCAGCUCCCGUUCGUGGGGAACAUCAGUAUGCUGAUCGUACUUCCACACAAGCUCUCUGGCAUGAAAGCCCUAGAAAAGCAGAUAACACCUCAAGUGGUGGAAAAAUGGCAGAAGAGCAUGACAAACAGAACAAGAGAAGUGGUUCUGCCUAAAUUUAAGCUGGAGAAGAGUUAUAACUUGAUUGGUUAUCUGACAUCCAUGGGAAUAGAAGAACUGUUCAAUGAAAAAGGCGACUACUCUGGUAUAUCAGAUGAGAAAGUCACCAUUGACAGGUUCAACCAUCAAGGCACAAUCACUGUGAAUGAGGAAGGCACAGAGGCUGGAGCAACAACCAACGUCGGGUUCAUGCCUCUUUCUGCUCAGAUUCGCUUUAUUGUCGACCGCCCCUUUUUGUUUCUGAUCUAUGAACACCGCACCAGCUGCCUUCUGUUCAUGGGUAGAGUUGUCAACCCAGCUAAGUCUUAAAAGCAGAGAAGACCUCCAACACGCUGUUCUCCAUGGGCUGUAUAAUUACAUGUUCAUAUACCAGUAUCGUAAAGGAAAUUUUAUUGCCUUAUUAGCCGAUACCACUGGUAUCAAAAGAAAAUACAUUACAUACAGGUAGUUUCACAUGAAUGGACUCAUAGCAGUAGGUAAUCUGAUUGCAAUUUAAAAUGGUUAGUGCCGUGUAUUGAUGCAAGUGUAUUAGAAGAAAAUAAAUCACAAAGUAACUUACACUUUGUGUUCUAUAAAACGUAAUCAAUAAAAUAUUUAGACUAUCUGGA